AUGAGGCCACCGACGGCUGGUUCGGCCAGCAGGAAGUUUCUGCUCGGCAGCAUCGUAUUCCUUUUAUGGAUAAAAUUACCCGAGCAGCCGGUGAGCGCCUCGGUGGAGACGGAAAUUAUGGAAAAAUGGGCCGACAACUUUGGAGAAGAGCUGUGGGAUUUGGCACAGACCAUGACCAAGGCGAUGGAAAUUACAGCGAAAUAUAAAGCCUACAACGCCCGCGUCGAGCACAAGGACGGAACGGCACUGAUCCAGUCGAUUGUGGAAAACGUCGGUCGCAUGUUCAUCCGCAAGAUGGACGCCAUCAAGUGUAUUAUCAAUCUGGCCGAGGAACUCUCGGAGCAGUUCGAGUACAACGAGACGAUGGCCAACAGCUUCUCGUACUACUCCAGCAAGUACUCGAAUAUCGACGGCCGACCCGAGCCGGAAAUACCGGAAACGUUGCUCGAGAACGACUGGAUGUACCGGAAUAUGUCGCUCAACCCGGAUACCCACUUCUUCAACAUAUCCGUCAACACGUCCUACAGCUCGGUGCACGUCCCGCAGAAUGUGUACGAUCGCUACCCGUGGGUCCUGGAGGCGCUGCAGUGGUCCGAAUCGCUCGACGAUGUGUUCGUGCAGAACUACAACUCCGAUCCGGCCCUGUCGUGGCAGUACUUUGGCUCGUACACCGGCAUGCUGCGUCACUAUCCGGCGCUCGAGUGGAACCGGGAGCACGUGGACACGUUCGACUGCCGGAAGCGCUCGUGGUACAUCGAGACGGCCACCUGCUCGAAGGAUAUCGUCAUCCUGCUGGACAACUCCGGUUCGAUGACGGGCUACCGGAACUACAUCGCACAGCUUACGGUGAAAAGUAUACUCGACACGUUCUCCAACAAUGAUUUUAUAAACAUUUACAAGUACUCGAACGAUGUUGAGCCGUUGAUUCCUUGCUUUGAGGAUAUGUUAGUGCAAGCGACACCGGAGAAUAUGCGAUUCUUCAACGAAUAUGUGCGAGAGCUUCAGCCGGAGGGUUAUGCUAACGUGAAGAAGGCUUUCGUUGCCGCAUUUGAACUUCUACAGAAGUAUCGAGAAAUCCGGCGAUGUAACGAAUCGGUCAGUGGAUGCAAUCAGGCGAUCAUGCUGAUCACCGACGGUGUACCGAGUAACAUCACGGAGGUGUUCGAAAGGUACAACUGGUUCGAGAAUGGUACGAAAAUCCCAGUGCGUGUGUUCACCUACCUGCUCGGUCGCGAGGUGACGAAGGUCCGCGAAAUCCAGUGGAUGGCGUGCCUGAACCGUGGCUACUACUCGCACAUCCAGUCACUCGACGAGGUGCAGGAGGAGGUGCUGAAGUACGUCACGGUCAUCGCCACCCCGUUGGUGCUUCAGGGUGUUGAACAUCCGCCAACUUGGACGCACGCCUUUACUGACACAGCGGAAAAUCUCCUAACGGAAGCGGACGACGAUGAACCACCGCGGCUUAUGAUCGCUGUCGGGGCACCGGCGUUCGAUCGGAAGGCGAACCAUUACAAUGAGACGCGAACGGCUCGACUGCUCGGAGUAGCCGGUACGGACAUUCCGGUGGAGGACCUGGACGAGCUGACGCUCCCGUACAAACUGGGCGUCAACGGGUACUCGUUCAUCGUCAGCAACAACGGGUAUGUGCUGAUGCAUCCCGACCUGCGACCCGUGUCGAACGGACGGCUAAAGGAAAACUACAACAGUAUCGAUCUGACCGAGAUCGAGCAGAUCUACGACGAAAACAUUACCCGCCAGGUUGAGGAUAUGACGGGGCGCGAGAUGAGCCCGUUCAUUCUCGAACUCCGACAGCAUCUGGUCGACUCGAAGUUUGGCAAUAUGACCAAGUUGCCGGUGCGCUUCCAUUACGACAAGAUGAGGCGCGUAUCGUUGGAGUACCAGGACUACUACUACGCACCGCUGGAAAAUACCCCGUUCUCCUUGGGGUUGGUCCUACCGCACGACUACGGCAGCACUUGGAUUAAGGUGGGCGAUGAGAUCAAACGCAAUCAGCAUAUGGGACUCAACAUUUCGGACUUUUUCGUCGGCGAUAAUUGGAAAGUGCACCCGGAGUGGGUGUACUGCAAGUAUCAUUACCUUGAGGGACAUGAGUUUAAGACACCGGAGGAUGAGUUGCGACACUUCCUGAACCGCCUGUACGAACCCACGUGGAAGUGGUCUCAGCAGUAUGAACCGGAGCCGGAAGAUUUUAAGGAUUCCGAUGCACCGAAUUGUGGUCGUAAGACGCUGGACGAUGAUGCGUACUACUGCAACAAGGAGCUUGUUCAAUUGCUGAUCUUCGACGCCAAGGUAACCAACAAUAGCUACCGAAACUGGGAGUUUGAGAACGAGAACGAACGUAAAAUCAUCGAGAUGUACAACGCCACGCUGCGGUUUGUGGCCACCAUGAGUGGGUUGACGCGCUGGCAGUUUAUCUUCGGCGAGGUGGAGGUUGACACGGACAGUGAGUUCGGUGACUACCACAAGAAGGCGAUCGAUGAGACGUGGUACCGCAGUGCCAUCCUCCAGCACAAGAUUGAUCCGAAGAGUUUCGUCUACUCGGUGCCGCACGAGUCCGAUCCACCGGAAGAUGGUGAGCUGAAGGUAACGGCCAGUAUGGCCAUCUUCCCGCGGGACGGAGGCCUCGAGGCACCGGGCUGCGUCACCGGGUUUCAGUUCACUCACUCGCUGAUGUACGAGCGGUUCAUGGAGAUUACGUCGAAGACGACGUGCGAUGGGUGUAUAGAAACGUGUGCCUCCGAAACACGCGACUGUUACGUCAUCGACAACAACGGGUACGUGGUGCUAUCGGAGACAUCCAACCAUACGGGGCGGUUCUUUGGCGAGAUUGAGGGUGCGAUCAUGCAGUCAAUGGUGGAGAAGGAAAUUUUCAACCUGAUCACCGUGUUCGACCUGCAGGGACUGUGCGAGUACGAGCGGGUCAUGGAAAACGAUGCCAUGGCGUUAAUGCAUCCCAUGAAGCUGAUCAUGCUGGGACUCAAGUGGUUGAUUGCAGAAGUUGCAAUGGCAUUGACGCGCUUCGACUUUUGGGUCCAUGGAAUUCCUAGUGCCGACUACUUUGACACUCAUGAGUAUGACGACUACGAUGAUACACACCGCGCGAAGCCGAAAAAGAUACACGUCGACGAAGAGGAGGAAUACUUCAAUCGACCAAAGGAGAUCAAAAAGGAAAUCGUAUACGAGGCGUGCGAUAAAAAGUCCAACCUGUACGUCAUGCAGCAGGACAAGUUCAUCAAAGGCGAUGGAUUCUUCUAUGAACCCCCACCGGCACAGUUGAAUAACCUGCAAUAUCCACCGUACUUUGCGAAACGGGUUCCCCGUUCCAACCUGCUGAUGAUCAUCGUCGAGAACGAGUACCAGGUGGAAAAGGUCGUGCUAUCCGCGGCCCCGGAGGUGAUCUAUCACAACGACACGCAGGGACUGCCGUGCGUGAAAACCAAACUUAACUUCCUGCCCCGUCGACGCUUGGAGGAGUGUUACACCGAUCAUCCAGACGAAGAAGUCGUUGCCCAGUGUGGCUCCGGAUCCCGCCUAACUAUUCAACUGACUGUAGUGAUAUCGACUAUUGUGUCACUGUUGUUAUAUCGAUGUGCCCAAACGGUAGUCCAAUUUUAAGGUAGUAUAGCCGGAAAGCCACCAGUUUUUGUAGUUGUGUUUUUGGGUUGUGUUCUUAUCGGGUUCUUUUUGCUCAAGGCACCCUGAUCUAGAACACACCGUAAACAUGUGUUGCCCUGACCUUUACUCACUAGUAAAAUGUGCACUCCGGAAAACAAUGUAGUUAGAUGGUGGAAAUCGGAGCGGAGUACAUGACGGAUGAAAGCGAAAGAGGUUCAGGAAAAUGCACCUCGCGUUUGUGAUUUUUUAGCACACGGCAAAAGAAGGACUCAGUGGUAAUACUAGCUCGAAGGAGUAGAAAUAUAAACCUUAAGACUACUAACAAAACCGAGCUACUCACCCUCAGAGAAGACAUUAGCGUUUCGGCGAAAUAUUGUACCAGGGAACUAAGAGAGACUAACUUACCAUUCACGGACCACUAUCUUCCAAAGACUUUAGACCCACUCUGGUAGAAACUCGUACGGCCUUGAUGGAUAUUUCAAUCCCCUACCAUUUUAGGAGAUUUUGGCGAACAUUCGAAAUGGCAGCGGAACAUCAUCCAUGCGUCGAUGAGAAACCUGUACGCAAACACAAUGAAAAUGUAUCGAGAUACCAGCGAGAAGUCCUAAAAUGUCCUUUUAUGAUCGCGGAGGGUGCUUGUAGUACAACUUUGGAUCCUUUGUACUCUAACCUUUGUAGAACGAAAUUUGUGGAAGACCCUUUCUACCGGUCGCUUGUAAUAUAUUACGGAACUUUUCUACUGACUUACAAUGUCAUCGCAUCAUUUCAUUGGAAUCGAUUUGUACAAGUAUUUGUCAAUCAUCAAAAUUCGGCCUGCACGAAUUAUUUUGUUGUUACACUUGAGUGACUUUUUGUGAAAGGAUAAUUUGGAGAAAAUCGAGUUCUAUUCCAUGACACAAAAAGGUUGAACUUUACAAACAGCUUUUCAAACAUUGCCUGAUAUACCUUUUUCCACCAAAGAACCUCUAGGUAGCGAAUCUCCUUCUUGGAUUUAGUUGUUUGGAAGUGGCGCACAAUGUUAAAAAAAAGCUGUAGUAGUUAAUUUUGAAACUAGUCUCUGUCGCACACUUUUUGAGAAUAUAAAAUCAGUUUUGUGCGGCUACGAUAGUAGUGAGUUACUGAAAUAGUCUCGUUGUUGGUUCCAUACCGCACGCCGAAUAGCGGAAAUUGUGUAGAAAGAAAAUCCUACCCCCACAAACAUUAGUGGACAUGGCCAAACUUGCGCUGAGAUUUUCAUUCCCAUGCAAAAACGCAAAGAAAUGAACAAAAAUCCUUGAUAAUCAACCCACUGGAAAGCAACAAUCAAUAGAAAAACACACAAGAAACAAUCGUGAACACCCUUCAGCCAAUGAAGACACCAAAGCAAUAAGUUUAGUGCAUACACACCAGGAACCAAAAAGGGUCCUCAUUUUUUCCGACAGUUAGCAACGGAUGGAAACGAUAUUAUUUAAAUAACUCUUAACAUUUCACGAGUGUACGCAGAAUGCCAAAGAGUUUUCACCGAGUUUUUUUGGUUUUAUAAUUUGCACCAACGCACAACUAAUGGUAAAAGACCCAUGCUCUUCGUUGAGUUUGCCCGUGCAUACUUUCAUGGAGCGAAAGCGUGAAAUUGAUAACACAUAAGACAUAGUAGAUAGGUAAAUAAAUGGAGCCGCCGCAAGGAGUUUGAUUAAAACUAAAAUGUGCCACCACUUGAACGAACCCAGUAGUAGUGCAAGGAUAACGGCCACCGGAACCGUUUGGAAUCAAACUAUGUUGGUAGGUUGUUUAAAUUAGAGAUUUAAAGAGAGAUUCAGCACUAAUGUGAGAAUGUCUUCUUUAUUUAUGUUGUUUUCGGUGUAACUUUGUGUAAAAUAAAGUCGUUGUUAAGU
Anopheles coustani is the source of this 5507-nucleotide messenger RNA. It is a transcript of the gene Ca-Ma2d, whose product is annotated as voltage-dependent calcium channel subunit alpha-2/delta-3. The record is from RefSeq and is a predicted model, not a curated record. Gene Ontology annotation, molecular function: voltage-gated calcium channel activity. Gene Ontology annotation, cellular component: voltage-gated calcium channel complex. NCBI's taxonomy places the organism in Eukaryota, Metazoa, Arthropoda, Insecta, Diptera, Culicidae. Bases 1 to 3636 code for a protein of 1211 amino acids. The transcript is spliced from 14 exons.